GGAUGAGGAAGCCUGGACCCUGGGACCUCCUCCUCCUGUUGGUGGCGAUAGACCUGACCCAGUAUUGUGCAGGCUCACACUGGCUGCAGAUUUUCAACAUUGUGAUUUUGGAGACUGGCAUGUUGGAGGCCCGGUUCAUCCAGGUCGGAUAUGUAGACUCCAUACAGUUUCAGGGAUUUGACAGUAAAGAACCAAAUGCAAGGAUGCAACCUCGGGCUGCUUGGAUGAAGCAGGAGCCACCUGAAUAUUGGGAGAAAGAGACAGCAAAAGCCCUGAGCUUCUCACUGUCAGGAAGACGAAUACUUAAGUACAUGAUGUCUGCAAAUAAAGACAAGAAGAAUGAUUAUCACACCCUGCAGGAAGUGUAUGACUGCAAUGUGGCAAAUGAUGGGAGCUUCAUCGAAGGUCACUACCGGCUCACCUACUAUGGCUAUGAUUCCUUAAUCCUGAAUGAGGACCUGAACUCUUGGACUGCAGAGGGUGAAGUAGGUGAAAAAUUCAAGACAUACCAGGAGCAAGGAGGCAUGACAGAAAGUUGGAGGACUUACCUGCAAGGGGAGUGUGUACAAAGGCUUCUUAGAUACCUGGAGCUUGGAAAGGAAGCAUUGCUGCGCUCUGAUGCCCCCCGAUCACAUGUGACCCACCAUGUAAGACCUGAAGGGAAUGUCACCCUUAGGUGCUGGGCCCUGGGCUUCUACCCAGCUGACAUCACCCUGACCUGGAAGAGGGAUGGAAAAAACCACAUCCAGGACAUGGAGAUGCCAGACACCAGACCUGCAGGGGAUAGAACCUUCCAGAAGUGGGCAGCUGUGGUGGUUCCUCCUGGAGAAGAGCUGAGAUAUACAUGUCAUGUCAACCAUGAAGGGUUACCUGGGCCACUCACUCUGAAAUGGGAGCCACAAACCAUCCCCAUCAUAGCAAUCCUCAUCGGCCUGGUUCUUGGAGCUUCGGUGGUGGGAACUGUGGUGAUUUUUCUGGUAUGGAAGAAAUAAAGGUCUCUGUCUCCUGUAAAGACAACACAAGGAAGUGAGUUCAGCCCAGACCUGAGCAUGACUCCCCUCCACACUGACCUGUGUCUUCUCCAGUUAUCUCACCUGCUCCAGGAGAGGCAGGCCUGGGAGACCUCUAUCAGCGACUGACCUUUAGUUCCAGUGAGUUGUAAAUUUAUUCUUCCUACUUCAACAUGAGGGUUUUGGUCAGUUUUUUGUGAAUUCUUCUCAUUGUUUAUUUAGUGAGUAAACCAGAUCAAAGCAUGAUGAUAGUAUAAUAUAGUAACUCAGUCUUGAGAAGUUGAAAUCCAUUAUUUUGGUCUUCUCUGUAUUUUCCUAGGUACCUUUCUUUCUCUUCAACUUCAUAUAUGCAUGUGUUAAUUUCUCAUCCUAAUAAACUUGAACUUUGAUCCAU
Molecule: messenger RNA, 1404 nt
Organism: Mus caroli (Ryukyu mouse)
Lineage: Eukaryota; Metazoa; Chordata; Mammalia; Rodentia; Muridae
Product: class I histocompatibility antigen, Gogo-A*0201 alpha chain-like
Biological process (GO): positive regulation of T cell mediated cytotoxicity; antigen processing and presentation of endogenous peptide antigen via MHC class I via ER pathway, TAP-independent; immune response
Cellular component (GO): external side of plasma membrane
Molecular function (GO): signaling receptor binding; peptide antigen binding
Source: RefSeq, a predicted model, not a curated record